Messenger RNA from Leptosia nina, 2031 nucleotides. NCBI's taxonomy places the organism in Eukaryota, Metazoa, Arthropoda, Insecta, Lepidoptera, Pieridae. The record is from the annotation of a GenBank genome assembly.
AUGUUUAGAAUAACAGGUCAACUAUUGACCAUCAGAAGUUUAUUGCGUCGCCAGCCCAUAGACAUCCAACUUGCUCAUCUAUCACGACUCCAGAAAUACAAGCCUCAAGAGCGAGAAACUUGUCCCCCACCGCCGCUACCUCCACCACCCAAGCCAAAAGAUGACUCCGCUUUUUGGGGCACACUUGCUGUUAUAUUUGCUGCAGCCGGAUUUGCUGUUAUAGCUCAACGAUCACCAGAAUUGCGUGACUGGCUGACGAUUCACGCUCCCUGGUUCGACGAUUUCAUAGCUGUCAUGUAUGAAGAAAAUAUGACGUAUUCAGAGUUUGCUGAGAAAUGCGUUGAUGAUGUCAAAGGCUUCGUUGCAAAGAUAAGACAACAAGAUGAUAAACCUAAGAACUGCUCGUUGGACGGCAAACCUAUUAUUACCGUUCCUCAAAAACAUGAAAUCGAAGCAAAAACUGAUGAUGGUGUAUGCGAGGUAAUACCACCGCCUGUUAUUACGAAAGAUAUUUGUGAGAUAGAAGAAUGCGUCAAAGAGUUAGCUGAAACAGCUCUCAACAACUACUUUACUGCGAGGGAAGCUUGCGCAUAUUAUAAUAAGCUCGUCGAAGAGUCGAUGCAAAACUUCACAAUACCAACAGUGAGAAAGCUACAUGGUGCAAUGGCUGAACGUAUGAGCCUCGUCAAAGAGUCUGUUGAGAAUGCGGCUGAAGCCGUUGCUGACUUCAACGAUUUGAUCCAGUACUUUGAGUGCGGUGUGAAAGCACCACCAGAAAACUUAGCGAACACACGCGGUCUCAUAACUGAUUACCAAAAGAAACUAAAAGCUAGUCUUAUUCAGUAUGAGUGGGAGCACGAUAAGUCUAUGGCAAUGGAUGUGCACUGGCAAAAGGUGGAGACCGUUGUCGACAAAUAUACUGUUGAAAAUCAAACUCUUUAUCCGGAGAUAAAUUAUGAAAAGGAUGUUCUUCAGCUACAAAACGACCCUGACUUUUUGCUGUACCAUACACUUAGAUAUGCGCAGAAAUUAAGAGAAGAAUUAGAGGACUCUGUUGUCGGAAUGACAGAUAGAGUUAAUAGAGGGAUAGAAACUCUUCCAGAAGAUAAGGCAAGGGAUGCCCAAUUACAAGCUCUUUAUAAACAGAAGAAAUAUGAAUUAGAUAAAGAAUUUCAAAAACGGUAUUCAGAUCAAAUCGCAAACAAUGAUAAGAUAUUAAAAGACUCUUUGAAAAAGCAGCUAGACAGACACCAAGACACACUGAAAAGGAGAUUAGACGAGAAGGAGAAAGAGGCUACAAUAAAGUUGGAUAAGAUGGUGGCUGAGAAAGUUGCGUUUGAGAAGAACAUCUUCGCUAGACAGCUUGGCGAGAUGGCGGCUAAACUUAAAAUUGUCGAGAACAAACUUAACGCCCACCUCAAGGCUGAACGUGAAACAAGGCGUUCGCAGGAGCUAUGGGUGGCUGGUGCCGCACUACUGGCCGCCACGAAGAAGGGAACACCUCAUGUUAACGUUAAUAAAGAACUAAAGGCUAUCGAAAAAGCUUCAGGUGAUGGCGAUAAACUAGUAGAAACUGUCCUCAAAGCUAUCCCAGGAUCCGUCAAAGAAAAGGGAAUUGUGCCGGAAAGUGUUCUACGUGCGAGAUAUCAAACGGUUGAUUUUAUGUUUAAAAACUUGUUACUCGAGAACGACUGCACUGACUUUCAUUGUGUUAUUUUUUAUGAUAGAGAAGGGGGUUUACUUGGUGUGUUUAUUUUCGUGCAGAUAUCUGGAAUUCCACAAGAGGAGUUUGAGAAACCGCCUAAAGAACCGUUCAAGGAUUUGGACACAUAUGAUUUAUUGCAACGGGCGAGGUUUUGGAUAGAACGUGGAAACUUAGCGGCUGCUAUUCGCUACGUUAGUGCCCUAGAGGGCGCCUCGCGAGCCGCAGCAGCUACCUGGACGGAAGAUGCGCGUGCGCAUCUAGAAACGCGACAAGCUGCUGAAGCUGUUUUAGCGCACGCAGCGGCUUUAGGACUGCAGUAUAUUUAG